Messenger RNA from Pelodiscus sinensis (Chinese soft-shelled turtle), 1842 nucleotides. NCBI's taxonomy places the organism in Eukaryota, Metazoa, Chordata, Testudines, Trionychidae. The record is from RefSeq and is a predicted model, not a curated record.
CCCUCUCUGCACGGCACGAACCCCCGCCUGGCGUGGCAGCCAGGUGCAGCCGGACAUGCGGGGUCCUCCGAGUGGCUCCGCUUCUGCCCGCUGACGCCAGGCUGCCCCCAGGUGUUCGCCCUCAUCGUGUUCUCCUGCAUCUUCGGUGAGGGCUACAUCAACCCGCACGACUCGGCUCAGCUCCACUGCAUCUUCAACCACAACGAGGACGCCUGCCGCUACGGCAUCGCCAUCGGCGUCCUGGCCUUCCUGGCCUGCAUCUUCUUCUUCUGCAUCGACAUCUACUUCCCUCAGCUCAGCAGCGCUGCGGACCGCAAGUACCUGGUCCUGGCCGACUUGGGCUUUUCAGCUCUCUGGACCUUCCUGUGGUUCAUCGGCUUUUGCUUCCUGACCAGCCAGUGGUCUGUGACGCAGCUGGACAAUGUGAGUGUGGGGGCCGACUCGGCCCGAGCGGCCAUUGCCUUCAGCUUCUUCUCCAUCUUCUCCUGGGGGCUCCUGAUCACCUUUGCUCUCCAGAGGUACAGGAUGGGCGUGGAGGAUUUUACCAACAGCUACGUCGACCCCAGCCCAGCCCCCUCCACCCCCUACUCCGUGUACCCUGAUGUCAGUCAUGACAACUACCAGCAGCCGCCCUUCACCCAGACCGGAGAGACCACGGAGGGCUACCAGCCCCCACCCACCUACUGAGCCCUGGGCCACCAGGGAGCACUGCACAAGUGCAGUUCUUGUGGGGCAGGGGGUACCUUGACUAGGGGUGGGGGCAGGUGAGUGGUGGCUGCUUAACAGGGCGUUGGUGUGAGAAGGCCCAAGGAGAGGCUGGAAGCUCCCUGGCUGAGCCCUGGGGCGCGCAGGGGGAGGAGGCAGGACGUGCGACUUGCCCCUUCCGCACGGAGAGCCGCUGGCUGUGCCUGCAGGAGGCAGGUAUCUGCAUGGGGGUGGGGCUUCCCUCAGCUCAGGUGGCUGAGGGCUGUGCAGGGGCCUGCAUCCAGGCAGGCCACCUCUUCCUGUUUGGACAGGGCUGGCCGCUGCAGCCUGGCCCCCUCCCAGCUGUGCCAACACUGGGAUUUUCACUCAUUUUCUCUUGUUCCACACACGGGUGAACUUUACACCCCCACUCCUGUCCUGGCUGCCGCUGCACCAGCCCUUGCAGGUUGGCCUCCCUAAGUGCCACCUUGCCUGCGGGAUGUCUGGAUCCCCAGCUGCUACCUUGCUCUGCCGGUCUGUGCCUGGCCCAGCAGUUCCCGACUGGCUCCUCCCCUCCACUGCUGGGUGAGCUUGGUGCCGCAGGGCAGGACUAACCCUCUUGCAAACCCUGAUCUGUAUAUAGAGCUUUUUGAGUUUUGCUGCCUCGUUAGGGGCUGUGCCUUACCUCGCCCCCAGCAACGGGGGCUGCUCUGUGGGUCCCACAUGGGGUGAGAUGCCCCAGGCAGAGGGCACCUGCUGCAGCCUUCCUGCACUGAUGGGGGCCUGUGCACAGGGGUGGGGUGCUGAGCUGCACUGUUUUCUCCUGCUCUCCCUGAGCAGGUUGGGUAGCUUUGGGCUGAGGGAGACGCUCCUCUGUGUUCAGAGCACAACUCUGCCUCCUCCAACCCCAGCAACUGCUCCUCGCAGGGGCCUGGGGCGUCACCCGUCUCCUGCCUCUGAAGCAGCAAAGCAGGGACAAGGACAGCUGUUCUGCCUUGUGUACUCUCCCUGCUCAGUUUUCCUGGUGGGUAAAGUCUCAGGUUGCUACUUCCCAAGUGCCCCUGUUCUGGGAAGCAAUGUGGGAGCCGUAAGCCUAAGCUGACUGGUUUCAAUACUUGUUUCCCUGUGGGGAGCUGGAAUAAAGCCUUUUUCCACUUG